AUGCAACAAUCAGAGGAGAUCAGGAUGAGAAGUACGCAACCUUAAAUUAGUAAAAAAAUCUAACCUAGACAAAAGAUGUAAGCUACUUAUCAAUCAAUUAAUAAAUCCAUCUAGAAAUAUCUUAUGCUUAAAAGAAGUAUCAAUAAAAAAUGUCCUACUAAUCCAAACAAUAAAGAUUCGAAGUUCUCAUUCAAUGAUAGUACUAGGAUGUCCUUGAAUCUGUCAGUUAAGCCUGAUUGUGGCAGGAGUAAAUUAAGAAGUUCUAUAUAAGAGCAGGAUAAUACAAUUAUUGAGGCACAACCUGAAGUUGAAAUAGUUACUAUGACAAUGAUUUAGCAGCAGCCUUCUUUAGAAUUCAAGGAAUUGAGGAGGGAAACAUAGGAACCUAGCCAGAAAAUUAUCAAGCUUUACAGAGUUGAUCAGGAUAGUAGUGAGGAGGAUGAAGAAGAAAUUCCUGAGGAGCAUGAUUAAGAUGGGAACACAUCUAUUAUAGGAAAAGUUAAGCAAGGCACAAAACUUAAUUACUCUCCAUAAAAGACUAAUCAAAUAUGUUAGUCUUUGCUUUAGGUCCAAACUUGUUCUGUGAUUGAAAAAUAGAAGUACUUGACUUUAAAUACUGAUUAUUACUCAGGCUCAGUUGAUUAAUAUUCAUCAAGGUAGUAAUGGCCAGAAUCAUCGCAGCAAAUAAGAAGCAGCAGACCAAACUAUUAAAACUUUUAGUCUUAAAUAUUUAACCAAGGAAUUAAAAGUCUUUAAAAAAAGAGAAAGAUGGUCGUUCAUACUGUCUAAGCAUCACCAAAAUAUCACAAUGAGUAACUUACUAUAGACACUGAAUCUGAUUAAAGCAAUAAUAAGUAACUUUCUGGAUUCGAUAGAUUUAAAAAUAUGGUAAUAAAAAGCUAUCUAUCUCCUUAAAAUCAUUCGACAACUGCAGAUCACUUUCAAUUUAAUUUCAGCUUGAAAAAUAUCAAGAAAAUGACGAAAAAGGAGAGUGACAAGAUGUUCUCUAGGCUAAUGAACUACCAGAAAAAGAAGGAUGAAGCAAUAGACAAAAUUAAAAAGACUUUGAUAAUCAAAGAGUAAGAGGAAGUACAAGUUAUUUAAACGAUGCAUUAAUAGAAAAUAAAAAAGAAAGAGCUUUAAAAGUGUUUUGAGAAUCUCAGCAACGAUGCAGACCUUAGAAAGAAAAAGUAUUAGGAUGCAAUCUAAAAGAAGAAGGUUGAGAUUGAUGACUAGCUGAGCACUUACUUUAAACCUUAGCUUAUUGCAAAAGAUCCUCGAAGUGAUAGUGGAAGAUCUAGAUAUUCCAAUUCUAGAGAUAGGGUAUCUGGUUCUCAUUAAAGAAUAAUUGACGGAGUUCGUAACGGUAACAUGUAGACCGGGGGUGAUAUGAGUGAGUAUGAGCAGAAAAAAAGUGUAUUUGAAAAACUUUAUGACUCUACAGAUGUAUUUAAAUAUGGAUAGCUCAAAGAAAUGAGAAAAACGCUCAAGGAAAAAUAUUAGAAUUUUGUUUAAUAGUAUUACUGA
Messenger RNA from Stylonychia lemnae, 1527 nucleotides. NCBI's taxonomy places the organism in Eukaryota, Ciliophora, Spirotrichea, Sporadotrichida, Oxytrichidae. The record is from the annotation of a GenBank genome assembly.